AUGCGCACAAUCAGAAGAGAAGCAGCAUUCCAUGGAGUUAAGUGUAAAACACAACUUAUGAGCGUUAUGGAUUACUUGGAUACGUUACAGUAUCAAGAUCGUGUCGACUAUGAAUAUAUAUACAAUGACGAGAAACCACAUGCUGUGAAGCCGAAAAGAAAGGCGAAACGAAAAGGAGUCAACGUGAGCCCGAAUCGAUCUCAGCAAGCUAUAUUGAAACAGCAGACUCCGAACGGCGUGAAUGUUGCUCUUGCUGAAAAUCUGUCGAAGGAAAAGCGUGCUAGUUCCGAUGGGAAAGCGCAAAAGAGUACGAGCGGUGGGAGGAUGAGUAAAGUGUCCCGUAAAGAGAAGGGCUUUUUCGCGGUGGCACCUCCCAAGCGUCAGGUGGCGUCAAGAACGAGGUCAGCAAUGGGAGAACCUUCGUCAAUGUCAACUGGGCUUACAGCAAGUCGUCAAGUAAAUACGAGAAGACCUGCGCGACGAUCUCGUCCCAGGAGGCGGAAGAAGCAAACUUCAAGCUCCAGCUCAUCGCAAGAGCGUUCAGCAGGUGGAAGAAAUGUUAGUGGACGAGGUGGAAAAGUCACCAGUCAAUCAACAGGUACAAGUGGUGGGAGGAAGCCUAGAACUCCUCGUGCGAGCUGUAGAUUUUUCACAGUAUUCUCUCCUAAACGCCAUACAAAAUCAAAAUCAUCGACAAGAGAGCAUUCAACCAGGUCCACUGCGCGUUCGACGGAAUCGCGAAACCUGAAUGUGAAAAGGCCGGUUCGACAAGCACGAGACGGAAGGCGGAAGAAAUGUUCUUCAAGCUCCAGCUCAUCUGACGAUCAUUCAGCAUGUGGAAAGUGUUUCAGUAAAACAGGUGAAGAAGCAAGCACUCAGUCAUGUCGAAGUGCGAAACUGGUGAAAAAUACCGGAAAAAGUCCAUGCUCCCGUUCGACUAAUAAGCAGCGCAAAAGUGGUCAGAGAAAUACCAAACAGUCAGUUAAAAAAGGCGAUGUGUCAUUAUAA
Ostertagia ostertagi is the source of this 1008-nucleotide messenger RNA. Lineage: Eukaryota; Metazoa; Nematoda; Chromadorea; Rhabditida; Trichostrongylidae. The record is from the annotation of a GenBank genome assembly.